AUGACAGCUCCCAACUUGCCGUGGCAGGGCCGCGCGGCUCAUAACAUCUCGUCACCCAGUGUGGACAGCCCUCUCUCUCCCUCAAAUGGUAGCGCCACUCCGAUCUCCUUUCAAACGAAUGUGAAUCGCUCAAAGACAAAGCGCUGGGUCGAAGCAAAGCAAGUAUCAUAUGAUGGCGGAGACUGGGGUGAUGACGACGACGAUGAGGAGGAUGAGGAGGAAGAGCUCCCCAUUCCUGUGCCUGCGCCCCGGCAUCCAUACGCAACCCACCAUACGACCAGCAGCUCGUCGGAGAUAAGCUCCAGACGGUUGUCUGGGAUUUUAUAUGGCGCAGGAGAGUCUCGAAGAAGCCCAUCCACUGAGCGCAAAGGAAGCGGGGAUCAGAGCAGCCAUUUUGUCAGACCUGUCGACCACUAUAAACGCAUGCCUUCGUCGCAUGAAGUAUCUGAAUCACCUUCUCAAUAUGGAGCUCCACCACUCUCUUUGGUGUCUGGCAACGUUCCCACGCUGGAUACCCCCACCGCUUCUUCGAGGACGACACAGGAUGUUGCCGCAAUACUGCCUGAGGUGAAGCCAAUGGCCGGGUUCGGUACCGAUUUCUUCGGUGCAGUCAAUUCAAAUAUCCAUCAGAAUACUCCCACACCACCUCACGGCGCCUCCUUGAGCCACCAGGCCUCUGAGACCUCUCUCCCAGGGCCAUCUCCAGGUUUUACCUCCGUAGUUCAUCAAGCUUUUGAUGUUCCAGAGACUCCGGAUUCUACUGCCGAGAGCUUGGCACGAUCUGACAGCGAUGGAACAUCUGUCAUCAGUCCGAUUAUCCCUACUCGUGGGACAUACGAUGUUAGAACCCCAACCAUACAUGAAGAAACUGUGGAAUUGGGUGGCACGCCUGGCCCUACUGCGAAAGCUGAACCAUUGUUUACGCCGGGCCAUCGACGCGAUAUGAGCCUGCCCAGUCCAGAUAAUGACCCUUCGAAAAAGCCUGCCGUUACUGAAAACUUCCCACCUCCAGCAGGCCAAGCAGAAAUCUCACCUGGCUCUCUGUCAAGUCCGAUAUCCGAUGCCACUGUCGACAAGAAUUUCAUUGCACCUCUCAAAAUUGGCAGCAAUCUACCGGCUGACGGCUACCGUGGUGAAAUCCCUACCAUCGUCUCUGCUAUGGGCCCAGGAAUGUCACCAGACGGCACUGACAAUGACCGGCUUAGAGAAGAGAUCAUGCGGUCCCUGAGCAGAGAGAAUUCCCACGAACCGGAACAGCAACCUCAAGCAGAGGAACCUAAGCAACCAGAAUCCAUUCCGCAGCAGUAUGAAAAGUACUGGGACCACCAAACCGGACCCAGUCCUGACCAAGCUCCUAGACCUCUAAUCUCAACAUCUCAUCCUGAGUGGACUGGCAAUCAUCCUCUGGGAUCUCAAGAUCCAUAUGCGCCAAUCCAGGUUCCCGGUGUUGGAUCUUCUUCAGGGUCAUCAGAUGCACCAAAAAAACUCAAACUAGCAAGGCGAUUCUCAUGGGAGUCAACGAACUCUGUGGAAGCGGAAGAAUCUAAACCUCAAGUUCCUGACAGCUACUCUUUGCCUCCAGAGGCCGUAUCACCAGCCCUUGAGGAGGUUGAACCUAUCCCCGAGGACCAUAUUGCAUCAGAUCUCUCCAGGGAUGCACCGUCAAUUGUUGGGGGGAUGUCUGACAGCCAGUUUCCAGUUGAUAAACCUAGGUUAUCACUUAUUCUACCGGUUUCGGAAAACAGCUCACUACCAGAGCAAAUUUUGGAGUCUGAUCAUCAGUCACCUCACAGAGACGCCCCUGUAGCCCCUGUUAUUGGAUCUUUGUCUGUUGAUGAGACUAAACUUCAACGUUUCCGUGAUAUUCUCAAGCUGACAACCCCAGCUGAACGCAUUCGCGCCUUCGAACAAACUCGAGAUCAGUUUGCCGCUGUUGAUACUGGUUUGAACCACUGGCUUCAAUUCACGACCCAUGCGCAUCCAGAGUAUGCGGACCUGGUUCAGAGCCAGGGCGUUUCAGCACUCACACGACAAUCUCCCACUAGAAGCAAAUUCCCCAAACUUUCCCUUGGCAUUUCUUCGUCUCGAGAGGAUGCUACUCCAGCCAAUACAGGUCACUUGAGACGUGGAUCUGGUCAUAUUGGAACUAUUGUCAAUAAAGACGUCGAGCGGCGCGGUAAGGACUUCCUUCAUACCGCAGGAACGCUAGGCGGCAAGGCCGGCGAUGUUGCGAAGGGCUUUUUUGCUAAAGGCAGGAGCAAGUUUCGACCGGGAGACAAGGGUCAAUCGACGAGUACUCGCCGAAGUAUGAUCUUCUCCUUUCCAGCCCAUGAUAGUGGCUCCAAGGUUAAUGCUCUCACACGAAACAACUCUGUCAACCUGGGGAGUCUUCCCAUUUUCAAUUUUGGUCGAGCUGAGGCCAAAGCCACUGCUGUCGACGGGGGCGAUGAUCAGCGUGAGGGAGAACGUUCAAGAAAACGUACCAAGUCUACGGGGUCUACGGAUUUCCUACGAUUCUCCGCCAAAAUUCCAAAGGGUACUGCUCACAAUACAGAGCGGUCACCCAAUGCAAACCAGUCUAAUAAAAGUGCCGGUGACGAUACCGAUGUUGCCAGAAAUUUUGAGCAAGAGAUGAUCGAUGCCCUGGGCCUUUCUCCAAAGAAAUCCAGCAAAAAACUAGUCAAUCCUGAGUUUGAUCAGCUUUCACGGAUCUCACCUCCAGUGUUCAAAAACGAUGAUAAUCGACUGGGCCCCAAAAAGAGUAUGCCGGUGUUAACCGUCCAGCCCUCUAACGGCCUCGGCCUUUCUCACUCAGACCGACCAGCUGUAACUUCUUCUACCCUCACAAUUCCCUCCAUCCGUGCGGUAGUUCAGGAGAGUAAUCCUUCUUCUCCCCAGGACUCAGUCCCGAAAGUACUUACUUCAAAGGUUGCACCUUCACAAGAAGCAAGUCUCCAACCACAACAACCAUCAGUCCCAGCACUUGGGGCUGAUGAUAAAGAGAAGAUCCAUCUGCCUAGUAGAGAAGUCGACAGACCACCCUCUCCGCCGCAACAAGAUAAAACUGUUGAUGAAGAUCCUAUAUACAGCCCUCCUCUCUCUAAAUCGAAGACCAAUGAACCCUUCACAUGGUCUGCAACUUCGGGAGAGGACCUUGAGGUAAAGCGGAGGUCCAUCGGCGGCGGUCUCCCCAGCAUGCAUAGUCCCUUGAAGAAUGAGGUGAAAAAUUCGAACAAAAGUAGCGUGUUAAGCUUUGCCAGCUUCGGUCGAUUGAGCGCCAAUAGCAAAAGGACCCGAUCUUCCAGUCCUGCGAAUGAACUUUCGCAAAAUGCCGAAACACCUAUGAAGGGCAGAAGACACCGACGGUCGUCGGUAGGUGAUCUUCUUGCUAGCAUCCAGGGGGGAUUGCAGGGGCUUCACGAAAAGAUUCGACCGGAAGAGUCCAAGGCAGAAUCCAAGGCAGAGUCCAAGGCAGAGCCCAAGGAUCAAAGUCGUUCACUCAAGCGCACGUUCAGCAGGAUGGGUGGCUUUUUCGUGCGUCAACCCAGUUCUGAAAGCUCUGAGCCCCAGAAGAAGGAUCAUGUCAAGGCUUUGCGAAAGAAGCCCAUGCCAGCGUCUCCUCUGAGUCGUCCAUCUUUGCAAAAUGGAUAUUCUGUCGAAAUUUCUUCCGCUGGAAACGCCCUCCCAAAUACCGAAGCGGUUGGGGCCGUUUCCGAGUCACUCCUUCCUACCGACGGUCCCCGCCGUGCAAGUAUGCCUUUUCCUUCCAAUACACCCGCUGCCUCUGUGACAGCAGGUCGCUUCUACUCGAAAACCGAGUCACCCGAAGUUUCCACCCAUGUUGGACGUGCUCGGCAAAAGAGCUUGCCUCUUCUAGACCAGUCUGGGUCUAGUGGCUGGCAUCUCCCGCCGCCCGGGUCCUAUGUACGUAAACUCGAAAAAUGGUUGACCCAGAAAGAGCGGGACGAGCAAGCGCAACGCGAAUAUUUGUCACCGAACCCACGGGAUGUGGAAGAGUCCAGAGAGUCAACCCUCCCAAAACUCGAUGUGGCCCGGAAGCCCGACGGGCCUCAGCCUGAGCAGACGCCGAUAAUCGGUGAACGUAAAGAGCUUAGUGGGUCUGGAGCCCCAUCUGCCCCUGAUGUCCACCACAACGGGGCCAAGACGGUCAAUGAAACUGAACCUGUCGAGCUCGGCGUUCCGAAAAUCGAUUCUAGCGAAAAUAUCGUUAUGUCGGCGACAGCGUACCCCGAACCAGAUUGGAUGCCGGUUUUUUGGAAAGAUGACUGA
This is a messenger RNA of Penicillium taxi, 4290 nucleotides long. RefSeq lists its product as uncharacterized. Lineage: Eukaryota; Fungi; Ascomycota; Eurotiomycetes; Eurotiales; Aspergillaceae. The record is from RefSeq and is a predicted model, not a curated record. Bases 1 to 4290 code for a protein of 1429 amino acids. The transcript has 4 exons.